Molecule: messenger RNA, 1572 nt
Organism: Trichomonas vaginalis G3
Lineage: Eukaryota; Parabasalia; Trichomonadida; Trichomonadidae
Product: dolichyl-phosphate-mannose-protein mannosyltransferase protein
Exons: 1
Coding region: 1-1572 (523 amino acids)
Biological process (GO): protein O-linked glycosylation via mannose
Cellular component (GO): membrane
Molecular function (GO): dolichyl-phosphate-mannose-protein mannosyltransferase activity
Source: RefSeq, a predicted model, not a curated record
AUGCAAAAAUUUAUUCGGUUUGUAAAUUGGCUACAAUUAUACAGACUGCGUAAAUAUUUUGUUCUUAAGCAUCACGACAUUGUUUUUGAAUUUAAAGAUCUAAUUAACAUUUUAAUUUUAUCCGGAAUUGCAUAUUAUGCAAGAUCAAAAGCAUUUGAAUAUCCAGCUGGCAUGGUAUUUGAUGAAGUACAUUUUGGCAACUUUACUAAUCAUUAUAUCAAACAUGAAUUUUUCUUCGAUAUACAUCCACCACUUGCGAAGCUAAUAUUUGCUAAAUUUGCAUGGUUAGCAGAAUACGAUGGCUCCAUCGAAUACUCUGAUGAAGGAGAACGCGCUUAUUCGGAUGAAAAAUAUAUAACUACGAGAGUUGCACCUAUCAUGCUUAGUUCUCUUGUCCCUGCUGCAAUGUAUAUAGCUUUACGAUGCAUGGCUUUAUCAAAAAUAGCCAGUUUUACCUCAUCUUUCAUGGCUGCACUUGAUACAACCUUAAUUGCAGAAGGAAAGUUUUGUUUAACAGACGGCACUCUCCAUUUAUUUACAAUGGUUGGUAUGAUCGGUAUAAAUAUAUGGCUUAGCAAAGAAGUUCAGAGUAAAUCUUGGUGGUUGUGGAUUUACAUCGCUUCAAUUUGUAUGAGCUUUGCAUACUCAGUUAAAAAUACCGCACUAUCAUUAUUCUUCGUUGCUGGCUAUGCACAACUCAUGUAUUAUCUUGAUGAAAAAGAUUUCGAAAUUGAUGAAAAUUCAUUUUCCGAAAUAUGCAGAUCGUUGUUUACUAUCGUUUAUCCUGGACUUAUCUUUCACUAUAUUAUAUGGUAUUUUCAUAUUACAACGACUCCAUUCAUUUAUGAAGAUACAAAAGACGACGAAAUACAGUCAUACACUCUCAACUACAAGAAUACAACAGAUCUAACUAAAUGGGUCUAUUGGCCACCAGUUGUAGCGAGAGUUGCAAAUUGUAUUGGUUCUGCUUUUAUGUCUAACGGUCUUAACUUCGAACCUCAUCCAUAUAUGUCACGUCCUAAAGAUUGGCCGCUACUUACAGACGUUUGGGUGAGUUUUUACCAUGAUUACGGACUUAGAACAAAUUGUGUAUGUGCAGGCAACGUUUUUGUCUAUUACACUGCCUUUUUUGGUGUAUUAGCAUGCAUGCUUGGCUUCACAAGGAAAGGUUUUGCUCAUAUUACAAGGUUAAUUGUCGGUUAUUGGAUGUCAUACCUUCCAUUUUUUGGAGUUCCCCGCACAAUGUUCUUGUACCACUAUCUUAUACCUCUUAUGUUCGGUUGUAUGUGUUUUGGAGCUGCUUUGGACCUUUGGAUCAAAAGUGGCUACUGGAAAGGCUUCAUUGCGUUAUCUGUUAUGGUUGCUGCAUUGACAGGGUUCUUCAUUAUCAGUCCUUUGGUCUACGGAUACAAAACUCCUGAAGAUGAUUGGAGAAUUCUGAAUAAAAAGUGGGAAUACGGAAGAGAAGACAGGAAGGAAUAUCAUGACUAUAUGCAGAGCAUGUAUUUGGAACUUAAAACAGCUGAAGAAAAAGAAGAAGCUCAAAAAUCUAACAAAGGUCGGCGGAAAUGA